This is a messenger RNA of Sodiomyces alkalinus F11, 282 nucleotides long. RefSeq lists its product as hypothetical. The transcript has 2 exons. The coding region runs from base 1 to 282 and encodes 93 amino acids. The record is from RefSeq and is a predicted model, not a curated record. Lineage: Eukaryota; Fungi; Ascomycota; Sordariomycetes; Glomerellales; Plectosphaerellaceae.
AUGCCCAAGCAACUGAGGAACCAUCGAGACGUUUCACUACCUUACCCGCUUGCGUGGCCUGCAAACUUUAUGCGCAAUAAAUCAAAUUACUCCAACGCCAAUACCAAUAUUGACCUUCCCGGCGGACCAAGAACCAAACUCUGCACCGCUACCACUUCUCCAGCAACCAUCCCAUUGCCUCCCUUCGUUCGUCCAAGACAAGCCAUCCCGCAGUCAUUCAAGUUCAUUCCGGCCGGCAUCCCUCGGUUUCGACGAGACAUUAUGAAUAAGCAGGACUGUUAA